AAACACCCCCGUGUUGGCUGUGACGCAUGUGAACGACUCAUCACGGGGCUGCGCUGGAAGUGCACUGACUGCGUCAACUUUGACCUCUGCAGCCGGUGUUACAUGGCGGACAAACAUGACGUCAGACACGAGUUUCAGCGCUUGUGCAGCCCAAGAUCGGAUGGGGUUGUUGUGGGAAAACGAUGCAACAGCAAGGAAAAGAAAACAGCCAUGGGACUCUUUGUGGGGGCGACAGUGUGUAGGGGGUGUGAUUGGAGGUGGGGGAACCAGGAUGGUGGGUCAGGCACCGAGGGAAUGAUACUCAACAUUGACGACUGGGGGGAGGACUCAUUCCGUAGCAAGGCCACGGUCCUGUGGCCCUCUAGAUCUAUCAACAACUACAGACUCGGACAUAAUGGAUCCAUGGACCUCAGGUGUAUUAAGCCGUCAAAGGGUGGGAGUUACUACAAGGAUCAUCUACCUGUACUAGGAAAAAUCAAAGAAAAGAAAAUGGAUGACCUCUUGGCGUCCGUGCUAGCCCGCGGGCUGCUGGGAGAAAGUCUGCUGGGACCCAUGCAUAAGAUGUUCAUGAUGCAUCAAAUGCUGGGCGCACUCAGGGAGCUGCAAACGACAGAUAGCUCAGCAGACGAGAUUGUCGGCACCCGAGUGGUCAGGGGGCCAGACUGGAGCUGGCAGAACCAGGACGGGGGCGUGGGUCACGUGGGCACCGUGGUUAAGGUCAACGGUGGGGGCUCGGGAAAACCGGAGCAAACGGUCGACGUGGUGUGGGACAACGGUCAAAAGAACAUGUACAGGAUUGGCAUCAACGACAAGUUUGAUCUGCUGGUUUUCGACAACGCCCCUUCCGGUGUUAGACAUGCCCAUAUCACCUGUGAUGAAUGCAAAACAGAAGGUGUUCGGGGCAUCCGCUGGAAAUGUUCCGUGUGCACCGACUUUGACCUGUGCACUGUGUGUUACCUGAAUGACAAACAUUCUAAGGACCACAGGUUUAUUAGGAUAGCCAGACCAGACGAUCGCAGCGUGCUGGUGCCAUCCAGGUCAUCUAGCUCAGACAAACGAGUCCAGUCACGUGGUAUAUUUAAAGGCGCCACGGUUGUUCGAGGGUUGAACUGGGAGUAUGGUGAACAGGACGGGACCGAGGGCACAAAAGGAAAGGUGGAAGAAAUCAUUAAUUCAGACAAUGACAGUGGGCGGGGCAUUGCAACCGUGACUUGGUCCCUGUCGACCCGCGUCUAUAAAUAUCGUGUGGGUCAUAAGGGUCAGGUUGACCUGAAGUACCUGACCCCGGGGAUCGGGCAGACGUAUUAUACAAACCAUUUGCCUGUUUUAGGUAAAGUAGAGGAACAGUACUCGUGGUUUAAGGUCGGGGACCCGGUUAUGUGUGUGAUGCCACUGGACGCGUUGAAAAAGUUCCAGGAAAAACAUGGCGGUUGGAACAACGAAAUGGCAAAGUACAUUAACAAGAAAGGGACUGUGUGUGAUGUGGACGAUGAUGGAGACAUACAAGUUGUCUAUGAAGACAGACAGAAAUGGUGCUUUAAUCCUGAGGCUUUGGUCAAGGUCGAGGUCAAACGUUUAACUGUUGACGUCAUGAUGAAGGACGACAUCGUCAAGCACGUCCUUGACCUCGACAUCCCAGAAGACCUGGUCAAGAAAACUCUGACCAAAAGACUGGCCGAGACAGGGAUGCAGUUUGAGAGCUCUGAAGCUCUGACCGAGGCCAUACUUAAAGAACACUGCGGGGGUGCCGUCGCCUCUGGUACCAAAGGAACCGAUGCUGGAAAACCCAAAGCUAAGCUUCAGGCGGAUUCGAACCUGGACCAGGAGAACCAGUUCACGCGACAACAGCACCAGUGUAAGAUCUGCAUGGACAGUGAGGCUGUCAUCACGUUCGUGCCGUGUGGUCACCUGUCAUGCUGCGGCACGUGCGCCGCUGCCAUCACCGACUGCCCCAUCUGCCGCUCACGUAUAGAGAGCCGUAUCAGAACUUUUGUUGCAUAGGGCGAGAGGAUCUUGCUUGAGCUCAUGCACGUUGUGAUGUGGAAUGGUAGUUUGGUACAAUCUAAGACACAUCUUAUGUACAUUAUAGUCAUUUGACUUGAAGCUAAGCUUAAACGAAGACCUCUUGCUUAAGUGCGUGCAUAUUGUGAGUUGAAUGGUAGUUAAGUACAAGCAAAGACACAUACACAAUGUUGACGCAUUUUAUGGCUACCACUUGAAACAAAGCUUAAA
Molecule: messenger RNA, 2232 nt
Organism: Physella acuta
Lineage: Eukaryota; Metazoa; Mollusca; Gastropoda; Physidae
Product: E3 ubiquitin-protein ligase MIB2
Biological process (GO): protein ubiquitination
Cellular component (GO): cytoplasm
Molecular function (GO): ubiquitin-protein transferase activity; zinc ion binding
Source: RefSeq, a predicted model, not a curated record